AUGUUACUUUUACAUUCACAUUUACUUAUAUCCCUUGUUUUAUUUUGUAAAUGGUUAGGAACACCAAAUUCAUCAGCAGAGGGCGUAUGGAAACGGUUAGAUAAACCAAAUUCAUCAGCGGACGACGUAUGGAAACGGUCAGAUAAACCAUAUUCAUCAGCACAGGGCGUAUGGAAACGGUUAGAUAAACCAAAUUCAUCAGCUGAGGACCUACGGAAAUGGUCAGAUAAAUCAUAUUCAUCAUCAGAGAGCGUAUGGAAACGGUUAGAUAAACCAAACUCAUCAGCGGACGACGUAUGGAAACGGUCAGAUAAACCACAUUCAUCAGCAGAAGGCGUAGGUAAACGGUUAGCUAAACCAAAUUUAUCAAAAGAAGCCAUAUGGCAUUGGAAAUCAAAUCCAAAUCCAUUCGAUCCACGUGAAACCCCACAAUGGACGCAAUAUUCUGACAUUGAUAAUGACAUUAUUGAAGAAGCAUUUAUAAAGAAAGAAAAACAAGUUGGAUUAGAAAAUUAUUGGAUAGAUUUUGAAAAGAUGCUCCAAAUAACUAAACCGUGUGGUUCAGAACAACGAGAAAUUAAAAGAGUCUUAAUUGAUCAUGAACAGAAUUUAAGACAUGAAAGAUUUUUUGUUCCACCUAAAUUAACGCAAUCAUUUAGUGUUUAUAGCGUAAGGUGUGAAUUUGUCAAUUCAUGGAUAAACAGUUUUAAGGAUUCUGGAAAUACGGAUGUAGUUCUUAAACAAGCAGGUAAUGGCAUUCUUAUAGAAGGUGAACAAGUUGGUGAGAUUACUGAUGCUAAAUGGUGUGCGGAACAAUUGAAUCACAUUAAACAUGAAGAUGAAAUUGAUCACUGUGUGAUAUACAUUUAUACGAAAGAAUGUUUUCUUUAUAAAAUGCUGAAUACAACAUUGAGAGAAAACGAUAUGACAAAAGUUAAAACAUUAGGACCAUUUUGUUAUUUAUUAGAUAUCGCAAUGGCAAAUACAAAAAAUAAGUAUUACACUGGCUAUCUUUAUAGAGGAGCACAACUUCACGAUAAUAUGAUACAAGAUUAUUUGAAAGCUGUUGGUCAAGGUUGUAGAUCAUGGUCGGCAUUUACAUCAACAUCAAAAAGUCGAAGUAAAGCUGAAGAAUUUGGUGACACAUUGUUCAUUAUUAAUAUUAUAGAUGAACACUCAAAAGCGCUUGAUAUAUCAUCAAAUUCAGUUUUCCCGAAAGAAGAAGAAGUAUUAUUACCGGAUAACUGGAAUUUUAUUGUUGAAAAAGUUGAUAAGAUUAAUGGUAAAAACCAUAUUUAUUUAAGGCGAUCAAAAGAUCACAAAUAG
This is a messenger RNA of Didymodactylos carnosus, 1326 nucleotides long. The record is from the annotation of a GenBank genome assembly. Lineage: Eukaryota; Metazoa; Rotifera; Eurotatoria; Philodinida; Philodinidae.